Gymnogyps californianus (California condor) is the source of this 1807-nucleotide messenger RNA. It is a transcript of the gene RBM34, whose product is annotated as RNA binding motif protein 34. The record is from RefSeq and is a predicted model, not a curated record. Gene Ontology annotation, molecular function: RNA binding. The transcript has 11 exons. The coding region runs from base 1 to 1305 and encodes 434 amino acids. NCBI's taxonomy places the organism in Eukaryota, Metazoa, Chordata, Aves, Accipitriformes, Cathartidae.
AUGCGGGGGCCGGGGCAGGUUUCCGACAAGCGGCGGAAGAGGGAGGGAGCGGGCGCGGAGGGGCUGCCUCCCCGCACGGCGCCCGUCCCCUACGGAGCGGGGUACGUGGUGGGGCAGGUGGCGGACAGCCUCUGGCCCGGUGCGGCGCCCGCCGCGCCGCUCGCGCGCCUCUUCAGCGCCGCCGCCGCCGCCCCGCCGGUGCUGGUGGCAGUGACGGGGGAAAAUAAGAAAAGAAAGCAUACAGAAGAAGUGGAGAAAGUGUCAGAAGACCAGAGCUCGUCUGUCAUACAAGAACCUCCUAUAAAACCAAAGAAAGCCAGAAAGAAGGAACUUUCAAAGGCAGAGAAAAAAAUGGCAAACAGAGAGAGCGCUUUGGAGCGGGCAGAUGAAGAGGAGGAGCAAAAACUGUUUGAAAACAAAGAGAAGCAAAAAAAAAGGGCUUCUCAUGCCAUCACCAAAAGUGUUGUUAAUUCAGAUACAGGCACUACUGUAAAACAACAAAAGGGAAAAAAGGUGGCUGACGAAAUGGUAAACAGAAGAACAGUGUUUGUUGGAAACUUGCCUGUCGACUGUACUGUUCAGGCACUGAAAUCUCUUUUUAAAGAGUAUGGACAAAUAAAAUCCAUUCGAUUCCGGUCUUUGGUUCCAGCAGAAGAUACUUUAUCCAAAAAGUUAGCAGCAAUAAAGCAUAAGGUGCACCCUAAUGCGAAGUUCGUUAACGCUUAUGUUGUAUUUAAGGAAGAAUGUGAUGCCAUUAAGGCUUUAAAGGAAAAUGGAACAGAAAUUGCUAGUGGAUUUCACAUCAGAGUUGACAUUGCAUCAAAAACUGGUUCGCAUGACAAUAAACGAUCUGUAUUCUUGGGAAAUCUCUCGUAUGACAUCAGUGACGAUGCUGUGCGAGAACACUUUUCUGUCUGUGGAGGUGUAGUAGCCGUGCGAAUUGUGAGAGACAGAAAGACCGGUUUGGGUAAAGGCUUCGGCUACGUUCUCUUUGAGAAUACGGAUGCUGUGCAUCUUGCUCUGAAACUCAAUGAGACUGUUCUGAUGGGAAGAAAGAUAAGAGUGAAGCGCUGUGGAGAGAAGUGGAAAGCACCACAGAAAAGUCCAGAUCAGUCUCGUGCUCCUAAGGACAGAGUUGACGCCACAUUAAAAAACAAGAGGUGCUCUAAUGAUUCAUUUGUUGGUGAAAAAGCAAUCCCGUUAAAGAAGAGCACUAAACCAAAAAGACUAAAAACUAUUCCUAGAAAUAAAGCUGGGAAAAACAAACAGUCUUUUGAUAAAAAUCAAACGUAUGAAAGCGUCUAGUAUUCUUAUAAAGAUUGAUGUACGCAAGAGCGUUGUGUCAUAAAUUUUGCUUGCUAAUACAGCUGUAGUCGUUCUCCGCAUUCACUCUGGGGUUUUUGGCUUCUCCCAGGUGGCCGUACGAGGUACGUGUCCCUACCCCGGUCACAGGGCAGGCACCGCGUGCUUUUGUCACCGUGUCGCAGGAAUGCAUCUCCCGGUGAGGUCUUGCUGCAGAGGUUAACUGCAUUCUUUCUUCCGGCGUUGUUGCAGCAUCGCUCAAAAUGACGGCAGAAGAGGCGGCGCCUGCGCAGACUUCACGCCCGUGACGAUACGCAAAUCAUUACCUAGCUAAUUUGUUAACUGCUGGUCUUUUGGGUGACGGAAAGCCGGCGUUACGGCUAAGCUAGCCUUUCCCGGCCUUGCAGCAGGCGGGUCUCUCCCGGCCGGGCCCGGUGCUUCCCGAGGGCCGAGCGCCUCGUGUGCCCUCCCCGGGGGCCUGCCCCGCCUUCGCGGGUUACCCCAG